UCCCCUCAGUCGCCCCGUGGCUCGGCCGGCGGACGGCGUGUUGCUGCGUCAUCGCCAGUGGCCGGUUUGAAUGAGGCUCUUGUCGCACCGUGUCUGCCGCCACUACCGCGCCUCCGCCUCGGCCGCCGCCACAGCUUCUUUGCGGCCCUUUCCUUUCGCCGCUCUUGCCAGGCCCAGCCUUCCUGCGCCGCCGCCGCCUCCUAGCGCGCCCUGCCAUGCCGCUCUACUCCGUUACUGUGAAAUGGGGAAAGGAGAAAUUUGAAGGUGUAGAACUGAAUACUGAUGAACCUCCGAUGGUGUUCAAGGCUCAGCUUUUUGCACUGACUGGAGUCCAGCCGGCCAGACAGAAGGUUAUGGUGAAAGGGGGAACACUGAAGGAUGAUGAUUGGGGAAACAUCAAAAUAAAAAAUGGAAUGACUUUACUAAUGAUGGGGUCAGCAGAUGCUCUUCCUGAGGAGCCCUCAGCUAAAACUGUCUUCGUAGAAGACAUGACAGAAGAACAGUUAGCAUCUGCUAUGGAAUUACCAUGUGGAUUGACAAACCUUGGUAACACUUGUUACAUGAAUGCUACAGUUCAGUGUAUUCGUUCUGUACCUGAACUCAAAGAUGCCCUUAAAAGGUAUGCAGGUGCCUUGAGAGCUUCAGGGGAAAUGGCUUCAGCACAGUAUAUUACUGCAGCCCUUAGAGAUUUGUUUGAUUCCAUGGAUAAAACUUCUUCUAGUAUUCCACCUAUUAUUCUACUGCAGUUUUUGCACAUGGCUUUUCCACAGUUUGCAGAGAAGGGCGAACAAGGACAAUAUCUUCAACAGGUAAUCAGGGCAAGGCUCUGUGGUUUUUAUUUUGUAAAUGUAAAAUUUAGGCGUCCUACACUUACUGGAGUAUAUUUGGAAAUACAAAUAAUCAGUCCUCUGGCCUUUGCUCUUGUUCCUUUGGCUCCCAGGUGCAUGGCUUGCUUCCUCACCUCGUUCAGGUAUCAUGGCUCAAAUCGACUUCAGGAAGAAAUCACCAAACAGUCUCCAACAUUGCAAAGAAAUGCUUUGUACAUCAAAUCUUCCAAGAUCAGCCGGUUGCCUGCUUACUUGACUAUUCAGAUGGUUCGAUUUUUUUAUAAAGAGAAGGAAUCUGUGAAUGCCAAAGUUCUUAAGGAUGUUAAAUUUCCUCUUAUGUUGGAUGUGUACGAACUGUGUACACCAGAACUUCAAGAGAAAAUGAUUUCUUUUCGAUCAAAAUUCAAGGAUCUGGAAGAUAAAAAAGUAAAUCAUCAGCCAAAGACAAGUGACAAAAAGAGUAGUCCCCCAAAAGAAGUUAAGUAUGAACCCUUUUCUUUUGCUGAUGACAUUGGCUCCAAUAAUUGUGGAUACUAUGACUUACAAGCAGUGCUAACACAUCAGGGAAGAUCUAGCUCUUCAGGUCAUUAUGUAUCAUGGGUGAAAAGGAAACAAGAUGAAUGGAUUAAGUUUGAUGAUGAUAAGGUCAGCAUCGUGACACCAGAGGAUAUAUUGAGGCUUUCUGGUGGUGGAGACUGGCAUAUAGCUUAUGUUCUACUCUAUGGGCCUCGCAGAAUUGAAAUAAUGGAAGAGGAAAGUGAACAGUAAUCUUCAUUUUAGCUAUUUAUGCUUAGGUGUGAAAUAAAUGUUGUUUGUUGAUCAUUUCUAUAACCCAGAGCUUUAAAGGAAGAUUUUUAGGUGGUUUUACAUGUUUCCCCUCAUGUGGAACAAAAGAGGGCAGAAGCAGACCACUCUGUGUUAUCGACCUAAAGAAUAACAGAAAAGAGAAAAUUGCCUUUGGACUGUGCUGCCCUAUAUAAAAGUGACAGGAAGACAUUUUUAAAAAGCUUAUUUCUUGGAUUAAUUUUUAAAAAUUAUGAGUUGAAAUGCCUUUCAACCAUUACCUUCUGUGAUAAUUUUUCUUCCUUUUUCAGCCCAAGAUUCAGCAAUCAGAUGUUUAUUGCACACCUAUUACUCUAUUAUUUGUUGUUUUUGCAUGGUUCAAACCACCAGUGAUUCAGUAGCUGCCCAUCCUUUGCAUUAUCUAACAAAAAUUUUGCCAGGACGGUGGAAAGGAAGUUAAGUGUUGAUCUCAUUGUGUAACUCAGUGCUGCUGUCCCCAUCCCAUGGAAACAUGGGUACAAUCAAGUAUUUGUCCAGCCUGACUGUUGCUGGCUUUUCAUGACUUUAAAAUAAAUUGUGAUCAAUAAUAGUACAUUUGAUUAUACAUUUAUUACUGUGUCUCUGAUGUACUAGGUUUGUACAUUUAACUUUGCAAUGGUUUUGUAGUAAUCAACCUUAAAAAUAAUGUUGACAA
Delphinapterus leucas (beluga whale) is the source of this 2304-nucleotide messenger RNA. Lineage: Eukaryota; Metazoa; Chordata; Mammalia; Artiodactyla; Monodontidae. The record is from RefSeq and is a predicted model, not a curated record.